AUGCAGCUAAAAAGAAGAAGCUACACAGCAUCUUUCAAAACGAAGGUUGUCGCAUACUCGGAGGAGGUCAACACACAUACUGGCAGAAAGAAUGGGAAUCGAAAUGCUGCGAAAUUAUAUGGAGUGAAUGAAUCCCAAGUGAGGAAAUGGAAGGCAAACAUAGAUGCGCUACGAGCAACCGAUGGUUGCAAAGGCGCAUUGCGCUCUGCUCAGCCAAAGUGGCCAGAUCUUGAAGAAUCUCUCAGAAAAUGGGUGAUUGAACAGCGUAAAAAGAAGCGCAAGGUAUCGACUAUUCAAAUCCGUUUGGAAGCAAAACGCAUGGCCGCAGCUAUGGAUAUCAUGAACUUUAAAGCCGGCAGCGGAUGGUGUAACAGAUUUAUGCAACGCGCAGGAUUAUCGGUAGGAGCCACCACAUCAAUAGGCCAGCAUCCUCCUGAAAACGCAAUAGAUCUCAUGGAUAGUGGACAAAAAAGGAGCACAAGACAUCACUAUAACGAUAAGAUUAAGACAGGAGGAGAAAAAACCGACUUUACGGUCGUCCUUGGUGUGACUGCUGAUGGCAGAUUCUGUCCACCAAAGGUGAUAUUCAAGAGGAAGACAAUCUCCAAGGAUACGCCACCCGAAGUUGUCGUAAAAGCGAACUGUUGGGGAUGGAUGAAUGAGGUCCUCAUGACUGAUUGGAUUGAAACAUGUUGGAUGGCGCGGAAAGAUCCUGCAACUUCCCCAGAGCAAGCCGUACCUGUUCUUGAUUCGGCUCGAUGCCAUUUGACUUUGAAAGCCAAAGAAGCUUUACGAAGAAGAACGAAGAUCGUUGUGAUACCAGGAGGGCUCACAAAAAAUCUCUAGCCGCUAGAUGUAUCUGUAAACAAAUUCUUCAAAAGCAAACUCAGAAAGAAAUGGGAGGAGUGGAUGAUCGAUGAGAGCAGGCAUACAUACACUAAACAAGGACACAUGAGACAUGCAACGUACGCAGAAGUGUGCUCUUGAGUACUGGCAAGUAUUCAAGAAAUUAGUUCCAAUGCGUUCAAAAUGGCUUCAGAUGAGCCUUCGGAGAAAGCGAACAUGAUGACGAAGUAGGAGAAGGCGAACUUGAUUAUGAAUUAGGAGUAAGUGAGCUCGAGGACGAAGGAGGAGAAAGCAAACUAGAUUACGAAGGAGGAGAGAAUGUACUUGAUGGCAGAGUAGGAGAUCACCUGAGCGAUGCGGAAUCCAUGUGAUCCUUUCAACGCUUUUUAUAAAUUCAUCACCCUACAAAACCUUUCAUUUUGCCAUUUGUCAUCCGUUUGUCAA
Molecule: messenger RNA, 1290 nt
Organism: Cylicocyclus nassatus
Lineage: Eukaryota; Metazoa; Nematoda; Chromadorea; Rhabditida; Strongylidae
Source: the annotation of a GenBank genome assembly